Messenger RNA from Phytophthora sojae, 849 nucleotides. RefSeq lists its product as hypothetical. The transcript is spliced from 2 exons. The coding region runs from base 1 to 849 and encodes 282 amino acids. Lineage: Eukaryota; Oomycota; Peronosporomycetes; Peronosporales; Peronosporaceae. The record is from RefSeq and is a predicted model, not a curated record.
AUGGAGCUGAGCGAGUAUGAGGCCAAGCGCCAGCGCCGCGUACAGGAGAACCUGCAGAAGCUGCAGGCGCUGGGCGUCCCCAAGAUCCCGCAACGGCCUCGCCCCGUUGCCCGCAAGAAGCGAGAAGCGCAGCAGCUGCAGCCCGUGCGUAGGUCGCUGCGUCAGCGUCGGCAGCGGGAAAAUGACACAACAGCGGAAGAGGCCGAGCCCGAAGAGCUGCAGGCGCUGGACUCGCUGCCCCCACGACCAAAACGAGUCAAGCCCGAGCCCCCAGAACCUCUGGACUUGCCUGUCACCCACCCAGCGGAGCUGUAUAACCCCCACAGGGGCAAGAACCAGCACGUGUCCAGCUCCCAGAUCCAGAUUCAGCUGGAGCAGUUCCACUCGGAAUGGCUGGGCACGCAGUUGCUGCCCGUGGGUAAGCAGACGGUCAUGCAGGGCAUGUGUCCGCCCGGGUUUGUCGCCAAGUUCUCCAAGAUGAGCGGCGUGCAGCCGUGGAGCAACGCCGUCGUGCUGUUCGUGAACGUGGAGAGCGAGUCGCCGUACGACAAUGUGUUCCAACAGGAGGAGGCGGACGGACGCAGUGCUGUGCACUUCCAGUGGUUUGGGCAGAACCGAUGGCACGACGAGUCGCCGUUGGUGAUGAGGCUGAGGAGGAUGAAGAGAGGCGACGAGAGUCUGAGGUUCGACGAGUCGGCCCUUAUAUCUACUGCGGGCGGCUUGGUUACCUCGGCCAUCGGCCGGCAUCCAAACCUUUGGAGUUUCGGUGGCAAUUGCUGGAUGUGGACUUGUUACAGAGGGAAAAAGUGCGUGACCUGUUGGCAACCUCUGAUCCGUCUAAACACUUAA